Molecule: messenger RNA, 4687 nt
Organism: Sitodiplosis mosellana (orange wheat blossom midge)
Lineage: Eukaryota; Metazoa; Arthropoda; Insecta; Diptera; Cecidomyiidae
Product: mutS protein homolog 4-like
Exons: 18
Coding region: 155-4414 (1419 amino acids)
Biological process (GO): reciprocal meiotic recombination; mismatch repair
Cellular component (GO): nucleus
Molecular function (GO): ATP-dependent DNA damage sensor activity; mismatched DNA binding; ATP binding
Source: RefSeq, a predicted model, not a curated record
ACAAACAAACCGAUAAGCAACAAAUACAUUCAUACUUCUUUUUUUUGCUUCGCAAAUACAUUUCGAUUGGAAUUGUCGCCCAACAAAAUGACCGAGAAUUAGUCAUAUUGUAGUUUUGGUGGUGUAAAGACGUGCACAACAUUUCGACGACAGGAUGAACGUAGUGCGCGGAAAGCGAAAACGUGCAACGGCACAGCGGGUCAAUCAAGAUUACUUGGACUUUAAUCGCAUAAAUCCAGUUGGCGCUGAUCCAAACCAUGCACAAAAACUCUUGGACAACCAAAGCAAUGCGAAUGAUUAUUCAUUCACAACAUUGGCGACUCGCGGCAAUUCGGUUGUUAAACAAUCGAGCACAUACCUUAGCAUCACGUCUGGUCGAGGAUAUGCACAUGGUGAAGUUGGAAUUGCACACAUUGACAUCGAAAGUCCAGCGGUAAAAUUGAUUCAGUUAAGUGAUGACCCUUGGUAUUCUUCUCUCUUGAUGAAAAUACAUAUAAUCGAUCCGUGCCAAAUAAUUGUACCGCACACAAUUCACGAUGCAAAACCCGAAACAGCCGAUGGCAAAUUGGUCAAGUUUAUUCGGCAGGAAUUUCCGAAAUUGCCACUCAUCAAGGUGCCACGGCGACACUUCAGCGAAACCGAAGGCAUGGAUUUGAUCAAAAAGUACUGCUCCGAUAAGUAUAAUUACAUCAAAGAAGAGGUGGCAUCGAAAUAUUACGCUCUGUCAGCCACAUCGGGACUACUCAAAUAUUUACAGUUUAUUCACAACAUUUACUUCAAAGAGAACGGCGUGAAAUUGGACUUUGAAACGAAAUUCGCACACAUGCAAAUCGACAUCGACACAUCAUACAAACUGGAGUUGUUGACUAUAAACAAUCCGAACACGGUGAAAAGUCAUUUUCCGUCGUUGUUCGAUGUGCUCAACUAUUGUGUGACAUCGAUUGGAAAGCGAACGCUUCGUGCACGCAUACUUGAGCCGAUGUGCGAUAUUCCCAGCAUCCGUCAAAUUCAUGACUGCAUCGAAGAGCUCAAUCAGCCCGGAUAUAGUGAAUUAAGCGGCCUUCUUAUGCAGGUUCUACGUAAUUUCAAUAACGUCGAGCGAUUGCAUAAAUUGGCGCUGUUUGUGCCCCAAGACAGUAGCAUUCGUACAGCUGAAAUUCUCAUCAAUCAAGCGUUACAUUUGAAGAGAUGUUUACAGCUUGUGCCCGAACUACAAGCUCGCCUAUCGCCAUUGAUCAGCAAGAAGUUUCAUGAAAUUCAGGCAAACCUCUUGGAUGAACGGUAUGUCUCGAUGCUGAAUCACAUCGAAACCGUACUCAAUCGCAGCCUGAUCGAGUUCCGCAAAGACAGCAGCAGCCAACUGUUUCAACGCAUUCAUUGUGUUCAAAGCGGAGUGAACGAACUGAUUGACAUACUUCGGAAAACGUACCAAGAAUUAACCGCACAAGUUGAAACUCUUGUUGGUGACCUAUCGGUGAAACACGGCUAUGCCUUCAAAAUGAACUACACCGUGCAGAGAGGGUUCCAUGUGAUACUUUUGAUUGCAAAUCAUGCAAUCACACACGAUUUUCCAGAUGAAUUGGAAGUGCUGGAAAUAAAGCGAAACACAUGCUAUUUGACAACACCUGAAGUGAACAAACUCAACAUUCGAAUCCAGAAUGUUAUCGAAGAAAUAACUAUACAAAGCAAUGUUGUGAUUGCGUCCAUGUUGAAUGGAAUUAUGAAACAGAUCGAUGUCAUUUAUGAUUUGAGCGGAUUCAUUGCAACACUCGACAUAAUUUUGUCGCUUGCAACGGUCAGCGCCAAUGAAGGUUUCGUUUGUCCAACGUUCGGUGAUGAGAUGCGAGUCGUUGAUGCCGUCCAUCCGCUGCUUGAACUGAACAUACACCGAACAGCUACCACACCGAAUAAUAUCAUUGCGACUCCGGAAUACAAUUUUUUCAUCAUCACUGGACCAAACAUGAGCGGGAAAACGGUGUAUAUCAAAACAAUAGCCGUUCUUCAAAUAAUGGCUCAGCUUGGUUGCUAUGUUCCCGCCAAAAGUGCUCAGUUCCGAAUCACCGAUCGAAUCUUCAGCCGAAUGGGAUUCAAUGACUCGAUUGAGAAAAAUUUGUCCACUUUUAUGAUGGAAAUGAACAACAUGGAACACAUCAUGAAAAAUAUGACACCAAACAGUUUGGUCAUAAUUGAUGAGCUCUGUCGCAGUACGAAUCCGAAAGAAGGUGCUCAAUUGGCAUGGAAUAUCUGUGAACACUUGGCUUCAAUUCGUGGUAUUUUCAAUGACGGUAAAUAUUUUGUGAAUGACGAAAAUCAAAGUCAAAUGGAUGAAAUCAGCAGCAACGGCGCUUCUUCGAAGGAUGCAGCAUCCACAAUGGUUGGACGAACCUCAACCGCGACACGUAGUACGACUUGGAAGAACACAAAAUUGAACGUGGUGACAUCGCCGUUCAUUUUUCUCACCACACACUUCCACAGUUUGACCAAAUUGGCGAAUUCAUUCUUCAAUGUGGUGAACUUAAGCUUCUCAGCGGAACGAAUUGCAAAUAAUGAAGACGAACCAUUGAUGUACAAUCAUCGCAUUCAAGAAGGUGUCACAACGACCACAAGCUACGGCCUUGCAGUGGCAAAAACAGUGCGAUUUCCAUCCGAUCUCAUGAAGGAAGCCAUUGAACUCAACCAAAAUUUCGUGACUGGGGAAAAUACACAAAAUUCGACUCAAAACCGUCCAAAUCGAAAGCUGUCAAACAUGGGCCGGCAAAUAUUGCAACUCAAUCAAAAUGUACCUGUCGAUGACGUGGCGAGUGUUGUAUCGGCUCUCAUAAAUACGUCCACAGCACCGCGACGACGUCGUCGUUUUGUCGUCCGUUCCGAUGCAACUACUACGAGCACUGAGUACGAGGAUCAUUUGAAAAUCGAUCGUAUUCUCUACAAUGCCUUCGGCGAUAUAAUGAGCAUUGCACGAAACACCGAACUCGACUGGAUGGCACGAUACAAUGACGAAGACAAUAGCGGCAUUCCGCUUAUGGAUGCUCAAAAUGCUGCAAUUGAAACUUUCCUAUUGGAUUUUGUCCAGGAGCAACGAGAAAGUUUUGUCGAAGCGGUUGGAAACUUGAGCCUAUCGCAAGAAAUGCCGGAACCACCAGCAGACAAUGGUAACAGUGUGCGAAAUGAUGAGCAAAUCAUUCCCAGUGGUGUAUCAAUCAUGAAUAAUGCACCGAUAACAGAAGCUGUUGAUUCCGAAGCUUCGUCCAUCAUUUCGGUACAACGUGUCGUUGCACCGUUUCCUGCUGCUGUAGCAAGAAAUUCUCCGGAUCGAGAACGAUCAAUCGUUUAUUCAACUUUCGCCUCUGAAAAUGCAUCUGAAGCGGCUACCGUUCACAGUGAUCCACGGAUGAGCUCAAGCUUGAAAACUCCGUCGAAUCCAAGAACAUCAAAUUCCUGUUCAAAAACAUCAUACUCAUCGCCGACCGGGAAUCCAUUCGACAAUGCUUCGCAAUUUAGUUUUGGUGGUACAUCAUUUGCAUCAUUUCGUACAGACAUCGGUAACAUGCGAUACAGUUCCAGUUCCAGUUCGGGGAGUUCCGGCCAAGAUGAUCCAUUUCAACUCGAGCCAAUGGGAAAUUUUCAGUUUGAAAACUUCUCAAUGUUCAGUCAAAGUCAACAAACGAGUACACAGUCGCGAUUUUUCACACAACCAUUCAUGGAAGCGCAGUCGCACAGUGACUUUCACACACCGACAAAUGACGAUGACAAUUCGUUUUCGAGUAUGCACUUUUCUUUACAUCAAGGCGAUUUUGACGAUUUUGGAGCACUUGAUGCAUUCACAUUGCCGUCUUCAUCGUCGAAAACCAGCUCUGAAUCACAACAACAACGGCGACCGAACCUCAGUAAUAUUAAGAAGAAUGCAAAUCGAUCGCUUGCUCAUUUACCCACUGAAACCAACUCAGAAUCAAACACGACAAGCUCGAAAAUUGGACAACUCACAUUGGAUAACGUAACAUUUCGCAGCAGUGACAGCGUUCGCUCGGACAGCACGAGUACAUCCAAUUCCGAAAGAACGAGUCGAAAAUAUCCACGUAUUCGAAAAGCAAAGUUGGCGGCACCAUCGGUGUUUGGCGACACAUCGAAAGUUUUCACCACUCCUGCACCAAUCGUACCAAUUCCAAAGCCUACAGUUGCACAACUACCACAGAAAAGUCGACACAAUGAACGUAAAACCGACUCCAAUUAUACAAAUGCGAUGCAACGAUUGCAGCGAAUUUAUGCUAAGAUCCAUGGAAACAAAGCGAACGCAGCGACAACACAGCAAAAUCCACUGCCACAUUCAUUGUCAGGACGUCAACAAGAGCCCGGAAAUGAUGACGCCAAUGAUGAAUUUCAUCCACCACUACCGCCGCCGCAAGGAUUUGAGUGAAUAUUCAUUCACUGAACAAAAACACAAUUUUUUCGAUUUAAUUUUUGACACAUAGAAAAACGUAGGAUUUUCCAAUUUUUCAACAUUUCAAUCCAAUUGUAACUUUUGCUCUGAUUUUCGAAAGAAAUCUAUCUGUGCUAUAUAACGUUUACUUUUUCAUGUUGUUCCAUAUGAACCGAAUACAAAAGAACGAAAAUGUAAUUCAUUCCAUGUCACAUUUCUAUGAAUAAAUCAGCUGGUUCAUUUGAAAGACGAAGAGCAUAAAUAAUAAAA